Messenger RNA from Fusarium keratoplasticum, 828 nucleotides. RefSeq lists its product as uncharacterized. Bases 1 to 828 code for a protein of 275 amino acids. The transcript is spliced from 4 exons. Gene Ontology annotation, molecular function: sedoheptulose-bisphosphatase activity. Gene Ontology annotation, biological process: ribose phosphate biosynthetic process. NCBI's taxonomy places the organism in Eukaryota, Fungi, Ascomycota, Sordariomycetes, Hypocreales, Nectriaceae. The record is from RefSeq and is a predicted model, not a curated record.
AUGUCCGCACGAGACGCCCUGACACCUCGUGUGUUUCUUAUUCGACAUGGAGAGACGGAGUGGGCAAAAUCAGGUAGAUACACGGGCAUCACAGACAUCGAGCUCACUUCAGUGGGGAUCCAGCAAGUCUCCUCUGUAGCAACGACGCUCGUGGGCCCUGGCAAACUCGUCGACCCCUAUCGUAUCACGCACGUUUUCGUCAGCCCGAGGAAGAGGGCGAAAAUGACCUUUGAACUACUGCAGAUACCUUCCUCACCCCCUACAGCCGAUGGAGAACGUGAGGUUACCUAUACUGAAGAUAUUGCGGAGUGGGAUUAUGGCGACUAUGAAGGGUUGAAGGCUGGGGAGAUCAAGGAAUUAAGAAAGACUAGGGGGCUGGACCAGGAGAGGGAGUGGAAUAUUUGGAGGGAUGGGUGUGAAGGCGGAGAGACGAUGCAACAAGUCACAGAACGUCUUGACCGACUUGUAUCGGAAAUUCGAAACAUCCAGAGGCCUAACAUGAAUGGCGAAAAGUCUGCCGAUGUCCUCCUUGUACGGUCACAUCCGCCCCUCUUCCACCCAUUUCUUUGGACCUUGGCUGCCCCUCUUGUCUCUCCGGCUUUCGUUUUCAUGGCUGACGGAUGGGAAUCACAGGUCGCCCAUGGCCUCAUUCUACGCUGUUUCAUCAAGCGCUGGCUCCACUGGCCAAUCGAUUUCUCUUUUCCAAUGAUGCUGGACCCUGGAGCAGUUACGGUUCUUAGUUAUAAGAACAACAACGUCGAUGAACCAGCCCUUCAUGUUGGCAUGGCGCUUCCGCCUCUAGAGGGUACCCAUCAGAACGAGUCGUAA